AUUGCAUAUUUUGGCAUCUUCACCACAAUGGCUCGCCAGCUUCUCUUCCAACACAGUUUACACAACACUAAUCCAUUUCAAGUUGGCUUCGCCGGAGCAACAUUUUUCCUAUGCGCCAUGGCUUUGUUCAUGUGCGCUUCUCACUCGCGUAAAUGGCGACAAUGGAGAGCUUGCUAUGAACCCGAUACCAUCGAUGAUCAUAUUGUGCAUCACAUUCAACAUGGAAACAACCAACGAGUCGCAGAUGUUGAUGAAGAAGAAGUUUCGGUUUGGCAGAAGAACAUACUGAUGGGUGGGAAGUGUCAGCUGCCUGAUUUCUCUGGUGUCAUAAUCUACGACUCGAAUGGGAGCGUUAUGGCCCCGUCGAAAAGUCCUCGUUUAUUACUACCAUGGAAGUAGUUUGGAGAGAAGUAGAGAAAUAAACCUUUUAAACUAUCUUUUAAUGUCUGUUUAAUUAGAUAUUGAUUUCAUAAAGUUGUGUUGUCUUUACUCUUUCUUUAUGGUUUGGCUUUACUAUGUAAAUGGUUCUUGGCUAAAUAAUAGCAAAAAUUUAGUGUAAAAA
This is a messenger RNA of Humulus lupulus (European hop), 562 nucleotides long. RefSeq lists its product as uncharacterized. The transcript has a single exon. Bases 28 to 399 code for a protein of 123 amino acids. The record is from RefSeq and is a predicted model, not a curated record. NCBI's taxonomy places the organism in Eukaryota, Viridiplantae, Streptophyta, Magnoliopsida, Rosales, Cannabaceae.